Linum tenue is the source of this 1222-nucleotide messenger RNA. The record is from the annotation of a GenBank genome assembly. Lineage: Eukaryota; Viridiplantae; Streptophyta; Magnoliopsida; Malpighiales; Linaceae.
GCCGCUGAAGAUUCGCUGUUUUGUUCGUCAACCUCCAAAUUCCCUUUCCCACCGUCGAAUCUGCACUGCAGUAGGCUCGGACUCCCACCAAUAUCCGCCAUGGAACUAAUGAUCCAUUCUUCUUCCUUCCUUCUCCCCAACAUCCCUGCCGGAGAAGAAGACAACCACCGCCAUUCUCCAACAUACGCCCUCGUCCUCCUCAACCAACGCCUCCCUCAAUUCACUCCUCUGCUCUGGCAGCACGCACGAGUUCGAGUCUGCGCCGAUGGAGGAGCCAAUCGGGUCUAUGAUGAAAUGCCCCUUCUCUUCCCGCACGAAGACGCCGCCAUUGUUCGCCACAGGUUCAAACCAGAUGUAAUCAAGGGGGAUAUGGAUUCGAUACGAUCUGAAGUACUGAGCUUUUACAGUGAAUUGGGAACUGAUGUAGUUGAUGAAUCUGAUGAUCAAGAUACCACUGACCUGCACAAAUGCAUAGCUUAUAUUAAUGGUGCCAUGCCAAAUGUUGAUAAGUCAUCGUUCUGCAUCCUCGUGACUGGAGCACUUGGAGGGCGAUUCGACCACGAAGCUGGCAACCUCAAUGUCCUGCACCGUUUCUCAACCACGCGGAUAACCCUUCUAUCAGAUGAAUGCCUCAUUUACCUGCUUCCGAAAACUCACCGUCAUGAAAUCCAUGUAAACUCCUCUGCCGAGGGACCGCAUUGUGGACUCAUUCCGAUGGGGAUGCCAUCCGGGAGAACUACAACAACGGGCCUUCAGUGGGACCUCAGUGAGUAACAUUAUGAAGCGGAGAUGAAGUUUGGAGGUCUAGUAAGUACAUCAAACAUAGUGAAAGCAGAAAAGGUUACGGUGGAGUCGGAUGCGGAUCUCCUGUGGACGAUAUCGAUUAAAAAGUUCUGAUGCCCCCCUCGGCACUUCUGCUUCGACGACGGUGAGGCAGGUCGAGGUCUGCUCAGUAACUACAUUUUUCUGUAGGUAGUAGAAAUGCAUAUGUAUGAAGGCAAAAUAUAUGGUAAUUUUAUUUAGGUUAAACAGACUGAUAAAUUCAACUAUCACACGUCUCACCCACACCGUUACUUUUUGACAACAAUGUCGAGUACAACUUCAUUGUAUUAUUCACAAUGUUUUAGAAACCUGCCCUACAGUCCAAUCAUCGGAUAUCAAGCUCAAAUGGAAGAAAAUACGGGAAAAUCACGAUUGUAAUACAAAAUACUCUUUUUUUCUA